Patella vulgata (common limpet) is the source of this 3269-nucleotide messenger RNA. Its product is annotated as E3 ubiquitin-protein ligase TRAF7. Gene Ontology annotation, molecular function: protein binding; zinc ion binding. The transcript has a single exon. Lineage: Eukaryota; Metazoa; Mollusca; Gastropoda; Patellidae. The record is from RefSeq and is a predicted model, not a curated record. Gene Ontology annotation, cellular component: nucleolus. Gene Ontology annotation, biological process: Notch signaling pathway; ribosomal large subunit assembly. Bases 138 to 2189 code for a protein of 683 amino acids.
UCCGGUAGACGGAAGUGAAAGUCGUAAAGAUUAAAACAAAAAUACUCGUGGGAGAAGUCUGUUGUACAAGUUUUGACAUGUGGAUUCCAGUAACUAGUUGAUCUGCCCUACUCGGCUCCUGGGUACCGUAGUAAAAGAUGUCUUUACCUGACAGGGACAGGGAUAGGAAUUUCCAUAUGCAGGCGGAUUCGUUACCAUUACCACCUUCGGGUUCACCUUUGCGGAACGCCUCGUUACCCACACCUAUUCCACCACCACCUCCGUAUCAUGUAGAGACAACAUUUGGCACUUCAAAUUUUCCACCUGUUACAACUGUCAAACAUAAUGAUGAUUCCGAUGGGGAAUAUUACAAUUAUCUGAGUUCGAAUGCCAGCACUCCACCAGGAACUCUCGCCAAAAGAGUUACAAAUGGACUUGCAGAGCACAACCAUUUACCCAAAAUUUCAAGUCUGCUUCAGAUUCCUAGCCCAGUGACUCAGCGACAUAAUUCUGUCAGUUCUAACAGAUCGUCGUUAGUACCAGACAGUAAAGAGGACUUAAUAUUGGUGUUCGUAGACCCUCCAAACAAGACAUUGCUUUGUAAAUUGUGCAACAAGAUCUUCCGUGAUCCAGUCAUAGUAUCGUGCGGACAUACAUAUUGUCGCAGAUGUGUCCAGUUAAACACAGAAAGCUUAUGUCCAGUGGAUAAUGAUAAAUUGUCAAUAGUUGUAGCCAAUAUAGCUGUAUUUGAACAGACCGGGGAGUUGUUGAUACACUGUCGAUACGGUUGUCGUCUAAGUGAAGAUGGAGAAACGUACAAAUUGGACGAGGCUUUAUGCCCAGUAACUAUGAAGAUGUUGAACAGAAAUGAACAUGAAAAUGACUGUGAUUAUAAACCAGUUGAAUGCCCAAACAGAGCUGGUUGUCCCAAGUUACUGAAGAAAGAUUUGGAAGAUCACUUACGAUCUUGUAACAAUGUACGAUGUUCUAAUAAAAAAUAUGGCUGUGAUUUCGUUGGAACUCAGGAAGAAUUAGAAGAUCACUUGAAACAUUGUAAAUAUGAAAGCAUGAAAGAAUUUUUACAGAGGUCUGAUGAGAAAAUGUCUGACAUGCAGUUGACUGUUUUACAGAAAGAUCAAGAAAUCGAAUUUUUACGAUCGAUGUUGGGGAAAUUAGCCGAAAGACUCGAGAUGUUAGAAAAGUCAGUGGAUAUUAAAUUGGAAUUAGUUGAGCAUAAUCAAAGUAAGAUAAUGAAUGAAGUUAUGGACAACAGACGAGAAUACGGUACCCUGGCUGAUCAGCUCGCUUUAAUGAAUAAUAGAUUAGAUUUAGGUGCAACUGCUGGGGCAUAUGAUCCGAUUUCAAUCUUCAAAUGCAAGGGUACUUGUGUUGGUCAUCAAGGUCCGGUUUGGUGCUUGUGUGCAAUGGGCGAUCAUUUGUAUAGUGGAUCUUCGGAUAAAACUGUUAAGGUGUGGGACACAAGUGCGAACUUUCAAUGCGUGAAAACCUUAGAAGGCCACACCGGUAUAGUUUUAGCCCUGUGUACUCACGGUAAGAAACUAUUCAGCGGGUCUCAGGAUUGUAAUAUAUUGGUUUGGGAUACGGACAGCUUCGAGACAAUAAAAUGUAUUCAAGCCCAUGAUAACCCUGUUUGCACCUUGACCACGGCUAGAAAUAUGGUGUUUAGCGGUUCCCUGAAAGUUAUUCGGGUGUGGGAUGUCUAUACUUACGAGAUGAAGCAUGAAAUUACUGGACUGAAUCACUGGGUCAGAGCUUUAUCAGCUACAGCGGAAUAUCUUUUUAGUGGAUCUUACCAGACCAUCAAGAUUUGGGAUCUGACUACUUUGGAAUGUGUUCGUAUGUUAGAAACAUCUGGGGGAAGCGUCUAUAGUAUCGCUAUUACCCAUCACCAUAUUCUAUGCGGUACCUAUGAAAACUGUAUUAAUGUAUGGGAAUUGAGUACGUAUAAGCAAACCACAACCUUAAUGGGUCAUUCGGGUACAAUUUAUGCUCUGGCUGCUUUACAUACAGCUUCAGGUACAAAAGUCUUCAGUGCUUCCUAUGACAGGUCACUUAGAGUAUGGAGUAUGGAUAAUUUGAUUUGUACUCAAACAUUGGUACGACAUACUGGUAGUGUCGCCUGUCUUGCCGUGUCCAGAGGAAGAAUUUUUUCCGGCGCUGUUGACAGUACAGUCAAGGUUUGGCAGUAAGGAUUCUUGUGAUGGAUGUCAGACACAGAAGGUCAGGAAAUUGAAAGCCUGCGAGGAACAGUUCAUUUCUGAUUUGAUUGUGUGGAAUAUAUGCUAAAAACUAUUGUGAUAUUUGAUAUAUUAACAUGAUUUAUGUGAUGAAUGAAAUGUGAUUCAAUGGCACCUCAGAACCAUCAGGGCUAUAUUGCGCCAGUUUGAUGGCCAGAGUGACAUUUAGUUUCUUUCUUAAAUAUUAUCUUCUAAAAUUAUUCUAUUCUUUGUUUUACUUAUUGAAGACUCGUCUUCCUUUAAUUCAGUGGUUCUCAACUUUGUCUUGCCAACAGAACACCUUGGAACACAUGAAAAAAUAGCAGCACACCUGGCUAAAUGUAUAUGAAAAAUAUUUGAAUUUUGCAAAAUAAAAACAUGGUAAGUCAGAUGGAAUACAACCGUAGACAGAGACUAGUCAUAGACAAAUAGAAUGACUCAAACUAAAUAAAGAAUAACACAGCUAUGAACUUAUCAGCAGACACGAAUGAAUACUCUGUUGGGAUCGUGUGGUUUUUCCUAUUUUCUUAGUGCGAGGUUUAAAAUUCUGUGGCCCACUUAGGAAGAUCUCGCGGCACACCGGUUGAGAAUCACUGCUUUAACUAUUCAGGUUUUAGGCCUAGCCUAUAUAAUAAAUACUAGUAAGUCUUUGAAUUAAUGAUGUUAUAACUAAUAUAUUUAUUCGGUAUUUAUCUUUAUAUGUCUUUCUAUUACAUACGUACACUAUAUCUGAUUGUAUACUCACCUUCAUUUAUGGGGAGCCACACACUGUAACCAAAGUAUCAUUUAAUCUUGUGUAUCUAGCACUAAUUUCUUUCACAUUCGUUUAAUAUCAAAUCUUUGUUUAAAAAUUCAUAAAAACUGUUGAAAAUCACCAAAAAUCAUCUAAUUUGUACUUGUGUCCAGUAUAAAGCUGACCAUUCAAUUUUGAUAAUGAGUGUCCAAUUUACAAGUAUUUAAUUUCAUGACCACUGUUCACAAAUUAAUCAUUAUACAUCAUUUAUCAAUUGGGUUGUUUAUUUUUUAACAGUGCUUGAGAAAUUAAACACUUGU